Messenger RNA from Calliphora vicina (urban bluebottle blowfly), 3435 nucleotides. RefSeq names its product adaptor protein complex 1/2, beta subunit (gene AP-1-2beta). Lineage: Eukaryota; Metazoa; Arthropoda; Insecta; Diptera; Calliphoridae. The record is from RefSeq and is a predicted model, not a curated record. Gene Ontology annotation, cellular component: clathrin adaptor complex; membrane coat. Gene Ontology annotation, molecular function: clathrin binding. Bases 120 to 2879 code for a protein of 919 amino acids. The transcript has 5 exons. Gene Ontology annotation, biological process: intracellular protein transport; vesicle-mediated transport.
CAACUGUGUAUUGACAUAUCGGAUUUUUUUAUUAUAUGAAAAAAACAAGUGAAAAGUUAUUCGUCAGCUAAAGAAAAUCUGUAAUUUAAUAAUAAAAUAAGAUAUAAAUUAAUUGGAAAAUGACCGAUUCCAAAUAUUUCUCCACCACCAAAAAAGGUGAAAUCUUUGAGCUCAAAUCCGAAUUGAACAAUGAUAAGAAAGAAAAAAAGAAGGAAGCUGUUAAGAAGGUUAUUGCCAGCAUGACUGUGGGCAAAGAUGUGUCUGUGCUUUUUCCCGAUGUCGUAAAUUGCAUGCAAACCGAUAAUCUCGAAUUGAAAAAGUUGGUGUAUUUGUACUUGAUGAAUUAUGCCAAGUCACAGCCAGAUGCGGCCAUUAUGGCUGUCAAUACUUUUGUAAAGGAUUGUGAAGAUUCCAAUCCCCUAAUAAGAGCCUUGGCUGUACGUACAAUGGGCUGUAUACGUGUGGAUAAAAUCACCGAAUAUUUAUGCGAACCCCUACGCAAAUGCCUCAAGGAUGAAGAUCCCUAUGUACGCAAGACAGCUGCAGUGUGUGUAGCCAAGUUGUAUGACAUUUCAGCUUCAAUGGUUGAGGAUCAAGGAUUUCUGGACCAACUCAAGGAUCUGUUAUCCGACUCCAAUCCCAUGGUGGUGGCAAAUGCAGUGGCUGCCUUAAGUGAAAUUAAUGAGUCUAGCCAAUCGGGUCAACCUUUGGUUGAAAUGAAUUCGGCCACCAUUAACAAACUACUUACUGCUCUUAAUGAAUGCACCGAAUGGGGCCAAGUAUUCAUUUUAGACUCAUUGGCCAACUACAGCCCCAAGGAUGAACGUGAAGCUCAAUCCAUCUGUGAACGUAUUACACCGCGAUUGGCACAUGCCAAUGCAGCUGUUGUUCUAAGUGCUGUAAAGGUUUUAAUGAAACUUUUGGAAAUGUUGUCAAAUGAUGGCGACUUUUGUGCAACACUCACCAAGAAAUUAGCACCACCUUUGGUUACUUUGCUGUCAUCGGAACCCGAAGUUCAAUACGUCGCUUUGCGCAACAUUAAUUUGAUUGUGCAAAAACGUCCCGAUAUUCUCAAACACGAAAUGAAAGUAUUCUUUGUGAAAUACAAUGAUCCCAUUUACGUGAAAUUGGAAAAGCUAGAUAUUAUGAUACGUUUAGCUAAUCAGGGUAAUAUUGCUCAAGUUUUGAGUGAAUUAAAAGAAUAUGCCACCGAAGUUGAUGUAGACUUUGUGCGCAAAGCUGUCCGCGCCAUUGGACGUUGUGCUAUUAAGGUGGAAACUUCGGCUGAACGUUGUGUAUCCACUUUGCUGGAAUUGAUUCAGACUAAAGUCAACUAUGUGGUCCAAGAAGCCAUUGUAGUCAUUAAGGAUAUUUUCCGCAAAUAUCCCAAUAAAUAUGAAAGUAUUAUCAGCACUUUAUGUGAAAAUCUUGACACUUUAGAUGAGCCUGAAGCCAGAGCAUCAAUGGUUUGGAUUAUUGGUGAAUAUGCUGAGCGUAUUGAUAAUGCGGAUGAGUUGUUGGAUAGUUUCCUGGAAGGUUUCCAAGACGAAAACGCCCAAGUCCAGUUGCAGCUGUUGACUGCUGUAGUUAAGCUUUUCUUGAAACGUCCAUCGGACACACAAGAGUUGGUACAACAUGUUCUCUCAUUGGCCACCCAAGAUUCAGACAAUCCUGAUUUACGUGAUCGUGGCUUUAUCUAUUGGCGUUUAUUGUCUACGGACCCAGCUGCCGCCAAAGAAGUUGUUUUGGCUGAUAAACCUUUAAUUUCGGAGGAAACUGAUUUGCUGGAGCCUACAUUGUUGGAUGAAUUGAUUUGCCACAUUAGUUCAUUGGCCAGUGUUUAUCAUAAGCCUCCUACUGCUUUUGUAGAGGGACGUGGGGCUGGUGUACGUAAAUCUUUGCCAAAUCGUGCUGCUCCCGCGGCCGAUGGUGAAGCCAGUGCCCCAGCAAGUGCUGGUGGUGAAGCUACAGUUAUACCCAACCAAGAAUCAUUAAUUGGCGACCUAUUGUCAAUGGACAUUAAUACACCUUCAAUGCCAUCUGCUGCUCCAACUAAUGUGGAUCUUUUGGGUGGUGGUUUAGAUAUUUUGCUUGGUGGACCUCCUACUGAAACAACUUCCGGUGGUGCAACUAGUUUGUUGGGCGAUAUCUUUGGUCUUGGAGGCGCUGCUCUCAAUGUUGGUCUGCAAAUUCCAAAAAUUGUUUGGCUCCCCGCUGAGAAAGGCAAAGGUCUGGAAAUUCAGGGUAGUUUCUCCCGUCGCAACGGUGAAGUGUUCAUGGAUAUGAAAUUUACCAACAAAGCCAUGCAACCAAUGAGUGGUUUUGCCAUACAACUUAAUAAGAACAGUUUCGGUUUGGUACCCGGCCAACCGCUACAAGUAGCACCUUUACCUCCCAAUCAGACCACAGAAGCCAGUUUGACCCUAGCCACCCACGGUCCAGUACAGCGUAUGGAACCUUUGAAUAAUCUUCAAGUAGCUGUCAAAAAUAAUAUUGAUAUUUUCUAUUUCGCCUGCUUGAUACAUGGUAAUGUCUUGUUUGCCGAAGAUGGUCAGCUCGAUAAACGGGUCUUCCUCAAUACCUGGAAGGAAAUACCAGCUGCCAAUGAAGUUCAAUAUUCGCUAAGUGGUGUGGUUGGCACCACCGAUGGUAUUGCCUCGAAAAUGACCACCAACAAUGUAUUUACCAUUGCCAAACGCAAUGUAGAGGGCCAGGAUAUGCUCUAUCAAUCACUAAAGUUGACCAAUAAUAUCUGGGUUCUUCUCGAAUUGAAAUUGCAGCCCGGUAAUCCCGAUGCCACACUUAGCUUGAAAUCGCGUUCGGUUGAAGUAGCACCAAUGAUUUUUGCUGCCUACGAAGCCAUAAUACGAUCACCUUAAAUUAUUUUACUUCAAAUUACUACAAGUAUAAAACUAUGAAUUAGCAACAAAAAAAUAUAUAUGAUGCUCCAAUAAUAUAUUUGAAUUUAAAUUAAUCAUACAAAUAAUAUAAGUAUAAUUAUCUAUAUUCUCUUUACAAAAAAAAAAAAAACAAAAUUGACACGAAUUGUAUCCUUAAAAGUAUUCGUUUUUUAUCUAUCCUAUUUUUUAAUUAUUAUAACUUGUCUUUAUUUUGAUCGAUCAAUUGUGUUGCCUCAACCACUAAAUGUAUGUUUACAAAAAAAAAAAACAACAAUUGCUUUACCUUUCAGUUAAAUGAUUGAACAAAAUCAGCAACAUUCCUUUGGAUUACAAAUUAAAUAUGCUGUUAAUCUAUCUAUUUUUUUUAUUAGAUUUAGAUGCAAAACAUUACACAAAAUUUGUAGACAAAUAGUGUGAAUGUAAAUGCACGUAUUUGAAAUUUAAAAUAAAUAUGUAUGUUAUUCAAAAAAUACAUUAAAUGUUAUUCGAACGCAGAAUUAUGCAUAAUACAAAUAAAUAUUUAACCAAAUAAAAA